AUGGCUGCCCUGCAGAAAUCUGUGAACUCUUCCCUUCUGGGAGCUCUGGCUGCCAGCUGCCUCCUCAUUGCCCUGUGGGUGCAGGGAGGAGCAGCUGUGCCCAUCGGCUCUCACUGCAGGCUUGCCAACUCCGACUUCGAGCAGCCCUAUAUCACCAACCGCACCUUCAUGCUGGCUGGGGAGGCUAGUUUGGCAGAUAACAACACAGAUGUUCGUCUCAUUGGGGAUACAUUGUUCCACGGAGUCAAUAGAGGAGACCGCUGCUAUCUGAUGAAGGAGGUAUUGAACUUUACCCUUGAAGAAGUGCUGCUCCCCCAAUCCCAUAGAUUCCAGCCCUAUAUGCAGGAGGUGGUGCCCUUCCUGACCAAGCUCAGCAACAGGCUAAGCCAAUGUCAUAUCGACAGUGAUGACCAGCAUAUUCAGAGAAAUGUGGAAAACCUGAAGGACACAGUGAAAAAGCUUGGAGAGGAUGGAGAGAUCAAAGCAAUUGGAGAACUGAAUUUGCUGUUUAUAGCCCUGAGAGAUGCCUGCAUUUGA
Messenger RNA from Enhydra lutris kenyoni (northern sea otter), 537 nucleotides. RefSeq names its product interleukin 22. The transcript is spliced from 5 exons. The record is from RefSeq and is a predicted model, not a curated record. Lineage: Eukaryota; Metazoa; Chordata; Mammalia; Carnivora; Mustelidae. Gene Ontology annotation, cellular component: extracellular region. Bases 1 to 537 code for a protein of 178 amino acids.